UAUGUGUGCACAAUUUUUUCUGUAGUUUCUGAGAUUUCCGGAUACUAAAAAACAUACAAUGAUUUUGAUGUAUGAAUAGUAAAUAUGAUAUUAUACCUAUUAUUACACUUUACAUUUUAUCAAAUAUAAAAUACUUUACUAUAAUUCUUUAGAGUACGCAAGCGCCAUUUGUUUUCUCUCUUGUGAAACAUAUUUAUGUUUAGUAAAAACCAACCCUGUGUUGCUCCUAUUUCUGUGCCCCUGCAAUUGGUGUUUUUACGAUAUUUCAAUGUUUAUUAGCACCUAAACUGUAAUUAUUUACACGCUCAUAACUUACAUACAAAUUAAGUAUUAUGAAAUAGUCAACGUACGAGUGUAGAGACACAGGUAGUAUACUGAACUUAAAGUUUGAUAAUACAUGAUUUUCACUAUAAAAUCAAUAGUUAUAACACAGUGUUGGUUCUGCUAAAUUCAAAUUUGCAAUUUUUCCCAUGGGCCACAUAAAGAUAACAAAUAGUGCUCCGACAUCCUCUUAAGAGGUGUAUUAUAACUAAAUUUGCUUUGCACUUAAAUCCUGAAAAAUUGAUUUAUGCUGUUAGAAAUCUAAAUUUAGAAGGGUGCGUCACUUAUAAUAAUGAUGUAUUUUAUUGGAAUGCUCGAUAUUGAAGUACGUGUAUGCGUAUAUUUUGAAGUUUAUAAUAACAUAUUAUAUCGUUCUGUGCGUAAGCGGAUACGGGUGAAUAAUCAGAGCAAGGUGAAUUUGUAUAUUUUUACGGAAGUGUUGGUGCGUCGUAGUCUCAUAGAACAGGUCGAAAACCUUGAAACUGACGCAAUUUAUUAGUGAAUAUGCCAGUAGCUAAAUCGAAAGUUUUUAAUAGGAAGUGCGUUAGUUCACGUAUGGUGUAACAAAACAAAUAGCUGGGUGUGGUAUUGUUAAACGUUCACGAGGAACUCAUAAAACACUAAGUUUUGUACUUGUCAUCUGGUAUAGAUAUGCAUACUACAACAAUACAGCAAAAUUAUUUAUACCAUUACUUCAGUUUUGGUAACAAACAUCAUCGAAAUGGCAACAAUAUUUCACAUCAGAUUAAGAUCUAUAUUAGUUUUGUCCAAAUGUAUGGGUUUAAUUGAUAUUUCAUAUACCGUGGGAUCGAAUGGUUUAUUAGUUCGGGAUGUAAACUCAAUGUUCUACGUAUUUCUAGAAAUAGCACGGAUGAUUGUGUUGUUACUAUGCACCUACAUAUAUUUUCAUCAGUUUGAUCCAGAAUUUCAUAUUUUUCAAUACAUAAGUAUAAUGAAAUUUUGGAUUGUUAUUAUAGCAGCCAGAGUAUCAACAAUAUGGAUUAUCAAAUUUAUUAAUGGAAUUAUCGAAUUCGAUCGAAAAAUUUCACCACUUUCUACCAAUUUGUUGAUCACACAAAAUCCAUUGGAAAAAAAACAGUGGGACCGGAUUUUGUAUCCGUUCAUUGUCUACUUAAUCGGAUUUAAAUGCUUACAAAUGUAUUUAUAUCCCAUUAAGAUUUUAAACAUUAGUACAUUGGUACACAGUCUAGUAUUCUCUCCGCCAUAUGUUAUGGAUUCCACAGUGACGAUCAUUUCGUGUUUCUUUCUUCAAAACUUGUACUUCAGAUUCCAGACAUUAAUCGAUUUUUGGAAAUGUCUUCCUACUGAAUUAGUUGCUGUUCCCUGUCAAUGGACACACAUUGAAAUAGUGGUUUUGAUGGAAAAUACCCGGCUGUUGCACUCCGAACUAUGUGAAUUGUCACAAAAAUUUACUCAAGGUUACGGCCGAUUGCUUUUGGGUUUCUACACAUUCAGCUUCAUUAGCAUGCUUAUCGGCGUUUAUUUUAUUGUCAACAAUGACCCAUUAUCCAGUGCAAAUACAGCUGAAAAAUUCCGAGUUGUAAUUCCACUCAUAAUUUACGUUCAAAUGUUCACGUUAAUGGUGUCUAUUAUCGUUUUUGUUUCAUUCAUAAACGAAAAGCGAAUAAAGAUGAUAUCAUAUCUACGAUUAUACCGAAUUUCAAAUUUACACUUGGACAUAAAACGUCAAAUCAAAAUGUUUAUGAAUCAAAUACUAGCUUAUGAAUUGGACCAAAUUUCGGCGUUUGGAUUUUUCGAUAUCAAUUUAAAUCUUGUUACAUCAAUAAUUGCCUUAUUGAUAACUGGAAUAUCAACAAUGGUUCAGAUGAAAGAUCACCCAAUAAUAUUACAACUGAACAAUGACACAAAAUCGUUAUUGAUAAAAUUAUUUAAGACGUCGUGAAUUAAUUUAAAUACGUCCAUUUAAAAUAAUUUAGAUAAAUUGACUUUCAUUAUGAAUGGAUGCAUGUAAGUUCUCUGAGUUCUGACGAGACAUAGUAGGUAUUAAAAUAUGUUAUUUAUUUUAUCCUAAAAUAUGUAUACAAAUAUGAAAAAAAAUGUCUUUAAAAAAAACGUACGAGUAUUCUCAAUUUGUUCUCUUUUACUAACUUUCAUCAUACGUCGUAUAAUACGUCUUCGAAGAUUGACAACUGUCGUACGAAUUACACUCCUUACCUAAAUCAAAAUUUUGCGCUCGGGUUAAAAACCGGUAAUGUUUGAAUUGCACUCGAUUAUUCCGUAGAGCUGAUAAUUAUGAAUAUUAAUUUUAGUUGAAAAUUGUACGUGUGUCGAGUGGAUCAGUAUUAUAAUGACGUAUGUAUGACAUUAUUACACAUUUACACCUAACAUUACUUAAAAAUAAAUAUCAAUACAUUUU
This is a messenger RNA of Myzus persicae (green peach aphid), 2719 nucleotides long. RefSeq lists its product as uncharacterized. Gene Ontology annotation, cellular component: membrane. Gene Ontology annotation, biological process: sensory perception of taste. NCBI's taxonomy places the organism in Eukaryota, Metazoa, Arthropoda, Insecta, Hemiptera, Aphididae. Bases 1043 to 2245 code for a protein of 400 amino acids. The record is from RefSeq and is a predicted model, not a curated record. The transcript has 6 exons.